AUGGCCAUGCCCGGCCGCUAUGAUGCACGUGAUGGCGGACACGUCUUCACGAGCAUUGGAUCAGGCAGCCAGCCUACGAGGACGACUCGCACUUGGACGCAGGAUGGUGUUCAUUACACUGUAGAUACUACCAGCUGGUCGAGUCCUGGCCUUUCUUUUGGAGCCAUGACUGGCAGCGCGAAUGGAAGUCUUGGUCGGAGUUUCACCACGCCGGUUCGACCAGCUGUGAGGUCGGGAGGUGGUGGUCUUUUUGGAAGUGCAUUUGGACUGCUGGAGGAUAUGCUGUCUUUGCAACAGCAGCGACACGCCGUGGCUCAAGGAAACAUGGGUCAGACCCCAAAUGGCCGCCGGCGAGUUCAUGUGGAGGUAGAGAGCGAUACCGAUGACGACUUGGCGUACGAGUAUGACGAUCGCUCGAGAUCGAAAGGCGUGUUUUCGAGGCUGAAAGACAGACUCUUGGAUGGGAAGCACAAAACUCGCACCCGGGAUCAUACCUCCAGUCGUGAGCAGUCGCCAGCGAGACGACCGAGACCCGAUCGAAGACACAGCUCUUACCGUACGGAGACGAGAGAGCCUUCUCUGUCCCAGCAGCGAGGACGUCCAGUAGAUCGGUUCGUGGAAGUGGACUACGAUGAGGACGAUGAAGAUGAAGAGAUGGACUACUCUCCUCAGCGCCCAAAACGUGACAGCCACAUGCAGAUGGAUAUGAUAGAGGCGCUGGAGAAUGCCGUGGAGAUCGAGAGACGGCAAGUACGAGAUUGCAAGAGGCAUCUUGAGCAGGCAACUCGACAACCAGCCAUCAGUUCGCACUAUCUACAGCGACUGCUGGAUGAUCUUAAGAAGCACGAAACUGCCCUUUUAAAUGCUCAGACCAACUUGGACGAGAUGAAAGCGAAGCAGAGAAGUUCACGCCCACGCCCAACAUCAUAUCACCAAUCGCGAGUACCGCAACCUCAACAGCCAGCGUCAACAAGAACCAUGGACGACAACAUGUUUGGAUCGUUUGGCAUUGAAUCUGACCCCUUCUUCGGACGUCCACAACCACGAUCGCAGCAUUCAGACCCCCUUUUCCAGGCCUUCCAGGACAUGCACUCCUUUGACCCAUUCGGCCGCGGGCCAUUCGGAGCCUUCGACCAACUCUUCGAACAAAUGCAUCCUGCUGCGAACGAUGCUCACUUCCGCUUCUUCACCAACACUGGCGCUCAAUCCAACCCCAACAACAACCAACAACGCAAGCGUACACGCUUCAGCACACCAAACGGAGGCACUCAAUUCCCCAACACAAGCGCGGGCUUCUCUUUCCCUCCACCGCCUCCACCACCACAACCCCCCGCCAACCUCCUCAAACCAGACGAAGCCAAACGCCUCUUCAAAACCUACAACGACCGAUGGACCGCCCUCCCCGCCACAGACGCCAACAUCCCCUAUCCCGCCCGCGGCCUGAAAGCCUCCUCACUCAGCGCCCGCGACUCCCUCUACGCCCCCCUCUGCGCCGCCCACCCAUCCACCUGGUCCGAAGAAACCAUCAUGCAAGCCAACGCGCAAGCCUUCUACCUCGGCGUCGUGGGACUCUCCCCGAUUUACAAAGAAGCCCCCGGCACGGGCAGGAUCGAGAUUGGGUUCGAUAAGACGCAGGCGACCCCGGCGCAGAUCAAGGAUUUGGUGGAUGUGUUGAAGAAGGAGAAGAUGCGGUGGCAUUCGGAUCGGUUGGGGAGGAGGAAUGGGGGUGGGGGUGGGGGCGUUAUGAAUGAGGUUUUGCAGAAGGAUGAGAGGGCGAGGGCGGUGUUUCAUGCUGUUUGUGAGUUGAUGGAGAAUGCGCAGUGA
Molecule: messenger RNA, 1824 nt
Organism: Zasmidium cellare ATCC 36951
Lineage: Eukaryota; Fungi; Ascomycota; Dothideomycetes; Mycosphaerellales; Mycosphaerellaceae
Exons: 1
Coding region: 1-1824 (607 amino acids)
Source: RefSeq, a predicted model, not a curated record